AUGACUUUCUAUCCAUAUCUUCAGCAAUCCGGUCUAUUUCCAUCCAUAUUUGUACGUGGCUUCAAGGUGUACCCAGUGUUGAUUGAGGCCCUGGUAGAACGUUGGAGACCCGAGAUGUACACUUUUCAUUUCUCGAAUUGUAAAGCAAUGAUUACUUUGGAAGAUGUCACUUACCAACUCGGUGUUCAUGUGAAUGGAGCCCUCAUUGUGAGGCAGAACAAUUACGACCCCACGACAUUGGUUUACCAAGUUUCAGGAAAGCUGUCACCAUCCGAGUUCAUCGAUGGCUAUUGGGUACGGAUGACGUGGUUGGAGUCCGAAUUCCAUGUGAUGGUCAACUCUACUGAGGAUGAGGUUAUUUUUGCAUCUCGAGCAUAUCUUCUCCAUUGA
Messenger RNA from Hibiscus syriacus, 390 nucleotides. RefSeq names its product protein MAINTENANCE OF MERISTEMS-like. The record is from RefSeq and is a predicted model, not a curated record. The transcript has a single exon. Bases 1 to 390 code for a protein of 129 amino acids. Lineage: Eukaryota; Viridiplantae; Streptophyta; Magnoliopsida; Malvales; Malvaceae.